Molecule: messenger RNA, 8166 nt
Organism: Stegostoma tigrinum
Lineage: Eukaryota; Metazoa; Chordata; Chondrichthyes; Orectolobiformes; Stegostomatidae
Product: suppressor of tumorigenicity 14 protein-like
Exons: 19
Coding region: 171-2795 (874 amino acids)
Biological process (GO): proteolysis; acrosome reaction
Molecular function (GO): protein binding; serine-type endopeptidase activity
Source: RefSeq, a predicted model, not a curated record
UGUGGUAACCCGACCCGCUUCCAACUGCAAGAGGAGAAAGAAUCAAAAAGAAAUUGUUUCCACAGUUACGCCGGCCGGUGAUUCGCAAAGAAAUGUAACAGUAACGAAACAAAGUGAAGCGAUUUUUGCUUUUGUUUUUUUUCCCUUCGUUUCGAAAUUUUGCGUGGAAAAUGAGAGGAGAAGCUGCUGAGCGCUUUACUUGUUCCAGUCAAAGCUUGCCUCCCGCUGUCUGCAGCAACCAGGUAUAUCCUGCAGAUUUAACCACACCAGGCUGUCCAUCAAGCCGGCACUUAUCUGCGCAGUACCCACAAUUGUGCCAUGAAUCUUUGAAUCCUGCAAUUCCUGAACAAUCCACGCAGCUUUACACUCAGCCAGGAAUUGGCCUCCUGAACAAAUCUAAGAGAUGUGAUCCAACAAGAAUUGUUUUGAUCGUGCUUUUGCUGUUGGUCAUAUUUGGAGGAGCUGCAGCCAUUUUGUGGUAUUUUGUCUGUGAGAUACCAAAUGGCAGAGUUUACUUCAGUGGUUCAGUUCACCUUGUAAAUGCCAUCUUCAGUCCUGCAUUAACAGACAGCAGAUCCCCUGAGUUCAUUCACUUAGCCAAUCAGGUUGAGGAACCAUUGGCCGAAAUGUUUAGAAGAUCACAGUUGGCGCAACGCUUUGUCAGUCUCAAUGUCAUCGCCUUUAGUGAAGGAAGUGUUUUAGCUUACUUCAUGCUUACAUUCUCUGUGGGGAAAAAUAGACUUCUGGAAGACAAUAAGGUCCUACACGCAGUUGAUAUGGUUAAGGUAUUGAAUAACUACAUGAGGAAACCAACUGAAUCAAGCAAUACAACUGAGCAUUUGGAAAAGUUUCAUGUAGACAUCAAUUCUGUUAACAUUUACGAAACAGAAAAUGAUGAGCAUUCUCUCUUCUCGGAAGAAGCAUGUCCUGUGACUGAUAGAAGAAUCCAGUGGCACAAAGCGUCAUCAUGUCGUUGGGAGAUGAGGGCGCCUGAAAACCAUUUGCUGCAAUUCACAAUUGAGAAAUAUUUUAUGAAUGAUGAUUGUAGCCUGAAUUACAUUGCACUUUACGAUUCAUUGGUGCCUGGAAAAAAGAAACUAAUCAUCAGGAUUUGUUCCAGCAGCCAACUCUUUCCCUUGCAGACCUUCACUGUGACAUCUUCAGGGAAUGUGAUGUUGGCUAUAUUCUUUUCACAAUCCCAAAAUAUGAAUCAAUUUGAAGCUACAGUACAAUAUAUCAAGACAACAACCUGUGGUGGAACUAUAACUGCUUAUAAUGGAUCACUGUCCUCUCCAUUGUAUCCCAGUAACUACCCUCCAAAUAUCAACUGCCUCUGGACAAUUACAGUACCAAACCCGAAGCUGAGACUCCGGAUCCAGUUUCCAACCCUGAGAUUGGAAGGCUUACAGCCAAACUGUGAAAAAGACUGGAUUUCAAUUGAUGGUAAACGAUACUGCGGUGAACACUCCAGGUCAUUGGUGGUACCUAGUGCCUCUAAUGUUCUAAAAGUACAGUUUCACUCAGACUUUUACACCAGUAAUCUUGGAUUUCGUGCUGAAUACAGCAGCUUUGACCCUGAAGAAGAAUGCAAAGGAAUGCACAUAUGUGGAGAUGGAAAAUGUGAGCUCAUGAGCAACAAGUGUGAUGGUUGGUUUCACUGCAAAGAUAAAAGUGAUGAGAUGAACUGUGUGUGCACAGCAGAACAGUUUAAGUGUCAUAAUAAUAUGUGUAAGCCCUUAAUCUGGGUCUGUGAUGGAGUUGAUGACUGUGAAGAUAUGAGUGAUGAAAGUAACUGUGAUUGCCCAGCUGGGUUCUUCAGCUGCCAGAAGAAUAACUGUUUGUCCAUUGGUACCAUAUGUGAUGGAAAUGUUGACUGUCCUGAUGGCAGUGAUGAGAAUGACUGUGAAAAAACAGAUAUCAAGUGCACAACCAACACUUACAAGUGUGCCAACGAAAAAUGCAUUGCCAAACCCAAUGCAGAAUGUGAUGGUGUAAUGGAUUGUUUGGACCAUAGUGAUGAAUCCAAUUGUGACUGUGGAAACCGACCCUUCCUUCAAAGUCGAAUUGUCAAUGGUAAUGAUGCGGAGCUUGGUGAGUGGCCCUGGCAAGUCAGCCUCCACUUUGAUACCUUAGGGCAUACUUGUGGUGCAACGCUGAUAAAUACUGGGUGGCUUCUAUCUGUCUCACAUUGUUUCCACGAUGUGUAUCCCUACAAGUACUCUGAUCGACUAUUAUGGAAAGCAUACAUUGGACUUCAUUCCCAAAGUUUUUCGGAAAGCUUUGUAGAAACACGACUGAUUAAACGGAUGCUUAUUCAUGAGCAAUUUAAUAAUUUCACAAUGGACUAUGAUAUAGCCUUGCUUGAACUUUCAGACCCUGUAGUGUACAAUAAUUACAUUCAACCAGUGUGUCUUCCAUCAGCAUUACAUGUGUUUCCUGCAAAUCGAAAAUGUUAUAUUACUGGUUGGGGUUUACUGCAAGAAGAAGGUCGUCUUCCAUUGGUCCUUCAAAAGGGUGAAGUAAGAAUCAUUAAUCAAACAACAUGCAAUAACUUUAUAGGAAACAUUGUGUCAUCACGAAUGCUUUGUGCGGGAUAUCUUACUGGACAAGUAGAUGCCUGUGAAGGUGAUUCUGGAGGACCAUUGGCUUGUGAGGAACCAUCAGGAAAGUGGUUUCUUGCAGGAAUUGUGAGCUGGGGUCAAGGAUGUGGUCGAUAUGGGCACCCUGGAGUUUACACGCGAAUUACAAAGUUUCAAGACUGGAUUCAGAGAAACAUGGGAAUCAACAGCAAUUGAUCAAAAUUGUUACAUGCUGAAAACAAAUUUUAAUUUAAUUCAAGUAGUGGUUCCUGCUGUAAUACUCACGUUGCUCCACCAGUGAAGUACCCAAAUGUUUAAUUAUAAUUCUACCUUCUACAUUACUUACUUGGCUCUAAAGAAUUUUAGUUAUCGUGACUUGAUUUCAAGUUAAACAUGGCCAUUAUUGCUCCUUUUUAUUGCUCCACAAUGAUAGCCCACUGAAUGUCAUAGUGUCAUUGAGACAUUGUGGUACAGAAUGAGCACAAUUAAUGUAUUGAGCAUGUGUGGUACUCCUUAAAACAACUGACUAAUUCUCACUUCCUUGCUUUAUCUCUGCAGCCCUGAAACUUAACAUCUGCCAUGUGCCUAUUCAGUUUCUAUUUGAAAUUAUUGAAUGUCUCAGCUUCCACCCCACCAUAGGCCAUCAGUUCCUGGUCGUUAUCAUUUGCUGUGUGAAAAACAGGUUCUUUCUCAAUACACACCACUACAUCUCUUGUCAAAACCUUCAAUCUGUGUUCUCUAGACCUCGUACAUUCAGUUAAUGGAACUCUCUACCUUACCUAAAUCUGUUAUUAAUCCCCACAAAUCACCUGUCAAUCUCCUUUCUACCAGGAAAACAUAUGCAACUCCUCAAACUUGUGUUGAUAUUCCUUCAUCCCUGGUGAUCUUCUGGGAAAUCUCCUGUGCAUUUCCUCAAGGACCUAUAUACUCUUCUUAAAGUUUGAAGAAAAUAUUUCUUCCAAAAUGUACCAUCUUAUGUUAUUCUGUAUUAAAUUCUAUCUGCUACUUGUUACUUCCAUUCUGGAAAUCCUGUUGCAGUCAGUGGUCUCAUUCUCACUGUUCGCCAUACUUCCAAGUUCAGUAUUAUCAGAAAAUUUUGAAAUUUUAUUCUGAAAUCCUAUAUCCAGAUCGUUCAUGAAUAAUCAGAAAAGCGAACUUUUAAAUAUCUAACCCAGCGGUUUUUAAAAUUUGUGCCAUGACAAAUUUUCAAGUCCUUACUUCCAAACGCCUCCUAAACCUCAAAUGAUAUUUAUCACUGCACGUGCAGAAGAGAAAGGAAAACCAUUUGAUUAUGCAGUCUGUGUGCCUUGAUACUGAAAAGAUUGGGAGUCACUGGUCUGACAUGACACUAUUCUGUGAGCCUCAAUUUCAUUUCGUCAAAAAUGUUUUUAAAAUCCAUGCACCAACAUCCAUUGCAUUCCCUUCAUUACCAUUCUCUGUUACAUCAUCAAAAAAUUUAAUUGGAUUUGUCAUAUAUGAUACCCCUUUCGUAAAUCCAUGCUUGCUCUCCUUAAUCAGCGUGAAUCUCUCCAAGGUUGCCUGUUGUUCUUUUCCCUGAGUAUUGUAUCUAAAUUUUUUACCAUUACUGAUAUUAAACUGGACUGACCUGUAAUUAGUUGCAGUGACAUUGCAUCCUUUCUUGAAUAAGAGUGCCACAUCUUCUAAUCCGUAAUACUCUGGCACCUCCACCACAUAAACGGAAGAUUAGAGAUUUUAGCAUGCGUUUCUGCCAUCUCCUCUUCCUCCACCUUAGCAAACAGUGUUGUUAGACACCCAGACCAGGCAAGUUAACUACUCAAAACAUAGCCAGCCUUUGCAGCUUUCCUGCCUAACAAUUUUCACCCUGUCUAUUACAUCUAUCAUCUCCACAUUUACUAAUUUUAUUAACAUCUUCUUCCUUAGUAAGUAUCAAUACAAAAUUAAAUGUUGAAUAUUCUAGUCCUACCUAUACUUUCAGGAAUAUAUCACUGUCCUUGUCCCUAAUAGGGCACACUCUAUGUCUUAAUAUCUGCUUUUUAUUGAUAUCCUGAUGGAAGACUUUGAGAUCUUUUUAUGAUAAUUGCUGUGUUUUCUCUCAACUAUUUGCCAGUCUUACUUUCUUCUUCACUCACCUCUCAACUUCUUGUGUUUGGUCUAAUUCCCACUUGAAGAGUUCACCCACAUGCAUCAAAUAAUCGCCCAUUAUCAUGUUACCAUUUUUAUGGUCAGUCAUUGGUUUCUUUCUGCUCUGGCUAAUUCCCCUCUCAUCCUAUUGAGGUCAGUCAUCUUCUAGGUUAGAUGUUAUACUUUCGAUUGUUCCAUUUUACUUUUCCAUUACUAACCUAUAUUUGUGAUAUUAUAAGUACUCCUAUCCUAGUGCUUCCCCACAGAUACUUAGCCCACUUCAUUUCCUGGCACCAAAUCCAGCAGUGUCUUCUUUCCAAUUGGACACAACUGAUAAGAAAGUUCUUUCGAAUAAAUUUCAGAAACUCUUCCAUCUCUUACAUUUACUCUAACAUAAUGCUAGUCAAUAUUAUAUAAGUUGAAGAUCCCAGUAUCACUGCACUGUACUUCUGGCAUGUCUCUAAUUUCUCUAUUGAUCUGGUGCUUUAUCUCUCUCUCUAGUUGCAGUCCCUGUAGCCUACUUGUUUCUCAUCUGUAACAAAAUUGGUUUUGUCUUUAUCCACUGAAGGCCAUCCUGUCUUUCAAAUGCUACACAUAUUUCCUAUUAAGUCUGCUAGCCCAUGCCCUGUUUUCCCUUCUCUAUGUUUAAUCCCUUUUAUUGUAAAUAUUAAGCAUACAGUUCUCGCCACAUUUAAGCCAGUUUUCCAUUAUUGUCACAACAUCAUAUUCCCAUAUGGCUAUUUGUGUUUUUUCCUCACUAACCUUCUUCGCCACAUUUGUGUUUUUUCCAUACAUGCAUUGUAAACCUCUCUUUCUAUUGUCCUUAGUCUUACAUUGUACAACUUUAUUCUCAAAUAUUAUCGAACACUCCCUCAUGCUCCUUAUUUCUCUUGCCCUUACCUUGAUAUGUUACGCCCAUCUUCUGCCAAUUUAUCAUAAACAUCCACCCCAAACACACCUCCACUACUGAACCUUCCCAAGAGUCCUGUUGAUGUCUGCCCCAUUCCUUUUGAAAAAGAUAUCCCCUACACAGAACUGAUAGCAGUGCUUCAAAAGCCUGAAGCCUUUCCUCCUCCAGUAUGCCAUAGACUUUGUGUUAAUCUGCCUUAUCCUCCUCUUUUUACUGUCUGCCUUAUCCUCCUCUUUUUACUGUCGCUAGUAUGUGGAAUUACAAGUAAUUCAAAGAUUAUUACUUUUUAGGUCCCACUUUUUAACCUACCCAGUGCCUGAAAAGCUGGCUGAAUUACCUUGUUACCUGUCCUCCCUGUAUCAUUGGUACCAACAUGCUUCACAAAGUCUGGUUUACUCUCUUCUCUUUCAUGAAUAAUCUGCAUGCCGUCUGUAGUAUCUUUUACCUUGCCCCUAGGGAGGCAACGCGCAAAGCAAGACUCAGUGAUGCUCACAGAAAUACCUGUCUCUCUCCCCCCCAACAAUGGAAUCCCUUACAACAAUUGUACUUCUGCACGAUUGAUGUUCCCUUCUGUGUCGUCCAUUGCCCAUUGGGUGCUGUGAUCCCUCUGCACUCCUUCAAGAUUUUGAUGUUCCUUGCAGUCUCUAAUGCUGAACACUGGUUUGCGAAUAGCAAGCAAACCCGAAAUUCUUAACCUUCCAGAUGGUUGUUCAUCUUCUAUCCUGAUAUCUCACUGCCUGAGGCAUGACCACAUUCUGGAACAUAAAUCUAGGAUACAAGACAAUGCUUCUUGAAGCGCUGCCAUAGCAGCAAGGAAAGAAUCAAACUAUUUUGAGAUUUUAAAAAUAUGUUUGUUGUGUAGUGUGGAUGCGUACUUUCCAGCCACUCUUUAAAAUCUGUGCUGCAUUACAAACCUGGUUGAGAAAGUCAAUAACAGCUUCAGUAAUGAAGUUAUCAGUCCAAAAGUAGUGUUUACCCUUUGGGUUUCAGGUAGACAGCAGCUAUUCACUAAUUAUAUUACACUACUUAAAUGAAGCUUGAAAUUUUCUUUCCUGCAUGUAAACCUUUUCUCUUUGGAGCUUAUAACGUCCAAUGCCAACAUCUUGUUUUAUUCAAAUUAAUUCUAGAAAGUUGCAAAACAUUCUUACGUGAUACAAGUUCCCCUUUAGAACUUUUUUUUACGCCUAGCUUGAACUCAUCCCAGAUGAACAGUCUGUGAUAUGAAGUAGAAACGUGCCAGAAUCUAGAUGAUCGCUUGUACUAUUUCGUUGUGAAAUCUGGUUAGUCCCUGAGUCAAAAGUUAGACUAUACCAAAAAUAAGCCCAGUGCUAAAGGUACCAUGUGAAAGCAAAUUGAGGCAUUUUCUGCAAGUAACUACAUUGCAGAGGUCAGCUCAGCAUCCACUUCCCAAACUAACUAACUAUAAUUAUCUACAAAUAAAUGAGGUGAAAAGGUUUAUGAUGUUUCCUUUUAACACUAAUAAAAAUCUCAAUAUUAAUGUGUUGAUAUAAAGUAUCUUUAGUUUGGGUAAUGUAUGUGGACAUCAAAUAACAUGAGAAUAAUUUAAUUAAUUAAUAUCGAUUUUAAUCCUAAAAACUACCAAACCGACCGCCACUACCUGGUGACAUGUGAUGAAUUUUGAAUUCGACCAAGUGUCCUGAGGAGUUAGGCACGAUCCUAAUUUAAAGUCUAAAAAUCUGAACCCACUGAUGUCAUUCCAUCUCUGACCUGCGUCAGCUUGUGAAACCCCUCCCUCCAAUUUCCAUUCCCAGUCACCAGUUACCUUAUGCCAGCAUUUGAUCCCUGGUGAUAUCUAGAGUUUGUCAACUGACAGAUAUUAAUUGUGUCAGAUGGAAGGCAAAUAUGAAAUGUCUAAAAAUACCUCAAAGUUAAAAUCGGAAAGGCCUUACUAUAGGCUCUACAUGAUUCAUCAUUCCCCAUCACCCAAAAAUCUGUGCUGAAAUCAAUUCCAUUGUAUCAUUAUCAUAGCCAUUGAUUAUUCCCCUUAUUGUUGAACUGGUUAGGUCUGCUCAUUAUUUAAACCCUUGUAGUAUCCUCUUUGAAUUGUAAACAGUCCUUACAAACGCUGGAUUUUUGUCAGUUUUAAAUAUGAAAUAUAUUAAUGUAAGUAUUUGUGUGUGAUGACAUUUCACAAAAUUUACAUACUGGGGGAGUUUCAGCCUAGUUUAUUGCAAAACCUGUAUGCAAAAUCUGAUUUUAGUCAGCAUGAUUGAUUUUUGGGGCAAAUUAUAUAUUUGAUUGGCAAUGGCACAGUGGUGUAAUCCACAAAAUGAUUUGCCUUACCUUACCAAGUUCCUAUCUAGGUUUGGUUUUAAUUACAGAUAUAAUGAAAAUGAUCAUCCUUUUAGGUUUUAUUUAAAGUCAUUAUUAAGCAUCUGUGUAAUGGAAUAGUAAUAAUCAAGAAGUCACAUUGAAGUAAUGUUUUCCAUUAUAACUUACGUCAGCAUGGGAAAAUGGGUAUAGAUUUGAUAACAAUUUAAUGAAGGGAACAUCCCUUUUAGAUGGAAUGUAAUAAUCAGGGAAAAAUGUUUAACUACUGUACAGUGACAGGAA